AUGGCAACACAGUCUCCCUCGGCAGAGUUGCUCAACAACCAAUCUGGAUAUCAGGAUGACAAUGCACGCUUUUUCGACGAAGACGUGCCCAUCAUUCCGAACAAGAUGCAAGAGCUUCUCGACAAGUACAGCGGUAUUCCUACCGGAGAAGAACAGGUUCGACAUGUACAGAGACUUCGAGACAAAGCCUAUCAACAAUAUCAGUACCCUUGCCUAGGUCUGUAUCGAUUCUUGGGUCUGGCACUUAGCACCCAUCCUCUGUAUGACGUGCAUGUGUUACCAUUGCUUUGUGGAGACAAGGACACAAAAGACGCCACAUCACUCGAUUCCCCUCGGACGUUCCUCGAUCUCGGUACGUGUCUUGGCCAAGACGUACGAAAGCUGAUCUUUGAUGGUGUGCCGGUUGAUUGCGUGUACGGAGCCGACUUACUUGCAGAAUUUGUGGAUAUUGGAUAUGAUCUUUUCCGCGACGAGGAGAAGCUGCCUCGCACGCAUUUCGUGGCGCCGGCGGAUAUAUUUGACGAAUCAUCACGAUUAAAAGAAUUUGACAAGAAAGUAGAUAUCAUCCACGCCAAUUUAUUUUUCCACCUCUUCACUUGGGACGAUCAGGUGAAAGCAGCAAAGCGAGUGGUGAAAUUGUUGCGACCACGGAUGGGAAGCCUCAUACUUGGAAGCCAGAUCGCUCAUCAGGAAUCCGGGGAAGUACCAAGUCGGCCAGGGCGGCGCUCCGAUUCAAUGUACAGACACGACGAGAGGAGCUGGAAGCGACUUUGGGAAUCAGUAGGCACGGAUCUCAGGUUGAGUUUCACGGUUCGAAGUUCUCUAAGCCCAUAUCCUAAGAGGAAGGGAGUAGACGACACUCACGAAGGACUUUCCCGGAUGACAUUUGAAGUAUGGAGAGAUUGA
This is a messenger RNA of Endocarpon pusillum Z07020, 906 nucleotides long. RefSeq lists its product as uncharacterized. The transcript has a single exon. The record is from RefSeq and is a predicted model, not a curated record. NCBI's taxonomy places the organism in Eukaryota, Fungi, Ascomycota, Eurotiomycetes, Verrucariales, Verrucariaceae. Bases 1 to 906 code for a protein of 301 amino acids.